Molecule: messenger RNA, 3287 nt
Organism: Musca vetustissima
Lineage: Eukaryota; Metazoa; Arthropoda; Insecta; Diptera; Muscidae
Gene: ine
Product: sodium- and chloride-dependent GABA transporter ine
Exons: 12
Coding region: 42-3287 (1081 amino acids)
Biological process (GO): glial cell growth; neurotransmitter transport; transmission of nerve impulse
Cellular component (GO): membrane
Molecular function (GO): neurotransmitter:sodium symporter activity; osmosensor activity
Source: RefSeq, a predicted model, not a curated record
CAACCCUAUCAAAAACGGUCUCCUCACCGACCAGCCUAACUAUGAACUUAGCCAGUUCACCACCGACCCCACUGGCCAGCAUUGGCAAACAGGGCUCGGUAAAUUUUCGCCACAGCUGGCUAUACGAUAGUGGCGCGGAGGGAUCCGAUGUCGACGAUCAAACACGCCUCAUUCGUACACCCUCGGUACGUUCACAUAAAUUCAUCAUAAUACCAGCCACAUCACCCGCCCUGGGUCAACAACCAAAAUUCCCCUCCACCACAUCGACAUCGUCGCUGACAGCUUUACAAAAAUUACCAUUGCGUUCUCCGACGAAUUUAAGUUUGGCCGCACCACCAACCCCCACACAAACAUUGGCUGCCCGUGCCACACAGCAUCCCCUAUUAACGAACAGGGGCUCAGUAUCACCGUCAAUGCCUCGGUCGGAUGUUAGUUAUCAUGCGACGCAGACAACAACCGAGGUAAAUACUCGUGGAACUGCCAGUACUACGACUACUACUGGGGCCAGUAGUACUAGUGGCGGCGACGGCAGCCACCAUCCAUCAGCCAGUGUCAACCCAAGUGUAAAAUUUACAAUUGAAGACUAUGACUCGGAUAAUGCCGUCAGCGAAACAGCAACAACAACAACAAACACAGGCACGGGAACAACAUCUGCAGCGGCGGCGGCAGCAGCAGCCAAAUCCGUUGCCUCAUCAUCUACAUUAGAUGCAUUAUAUUCAUACCAAAUGCCUGCAAUCAGUUCAAUUUACUCGGGCAUCAACUCAACACAGCCAUUAACGAGCACUGGCAGUGUGACGGCAACAACGGUGACAAACCCCACACCACAGCAACAACGACACCAGCAACAAUCAGUGUCACUGUCACCGCCACCAUUCCCAUCACAGCUUAAGUCCAGUAGUCCAUCUUCACAUGCUGUGAGACCUGCCUCGGCUAUAUUUAAUAGUAUUCCGCCGUCGUUAACUGGUGCGACCGCUGCUGCUUCAUCAUCAUUAUCCACACCGCCCUCCACUUUGGGAAUUGGUUUGCGUCCGCGUAACGAUCGUAAUAGCAGUAUGCGUUCUGUGGUAUCAGCAUAUCUCUCAGAUCCAAACGAUCUGACUGUCAACAGUUUUAUACAGCAACAAGAUGAUUCAAGUUCCUAUUUAUUUCGUGAUAGUGUUGCCAAUCAAAUUUAUUCAGAUGUAACAUCAGUUCGAUCGUUGGCAUCGAUAGGAAUUGGUUCAACAGAUGGACGUAAAAUUGUCAUCAGACGUGUUCCGCAAUCGCCCACCGAAUUAUUAAAUAUUGUUAAUCCACCAACACCACAACUACCCGGUGUUGAUGAUGAUGACGAUGAAAGCUAUAUGGAUAUGUCCGAUGAUUCGAACAACUUGAAACCACGUCAACAGCAUUGGGCCAAUAAAAUGCAGUUUGUCUUAGCCUGCAUUGGUUAUUCCGUAGGUCUGGGUAACGUUUGGCGUUUUCCCUAUAUGUGUUAUAAAAGUGGCGGAGGCGUUUUCCUCGUACCUUAUUGUAUUAUUCUAAUUAUCUGCAGCAUACCAUUAUUGUUUAUGGAAUUAUCCGUUGGACAAUACACAGGCAGAGGACCAAUUGGAGCAUUAGGACAAUUAUGUCCCCUAUUUAAAGGAGCUGGUCUGGCAAGUGUAGUGGUGUCAUUUCUAAUGUCCACCUACUAUAGUGUCAUCAUUGGAUAUUCGAUUUAUUACUUUUUCACAGCCUUUAAAAGUGAAAUGCCAUGGGUGGAUUGUAAUAAUCGAUGGAACACACCCGACUGUUGGGUACCACAACGGGUGGGCGAUAAUACCACAUCGCCACCCAUGUCAAGGACACCAUCAGAGGAAUUUUUCGAGAACAAAGUAUUACAAAUUAGCCCUGGUAUUGAGUAUCCCGGUACAAUGAGAUGGGAAUUGUUUGCCUGUUUAAUAUGUGCCUGGUUGAUGGUUUAUUUUGCCACAUGGAAAUCGAUUAAAUCAUCGGCAAAGGUACGUUACUUCACUGCCACCUUCCCCUUUAUCUUGAUCAUUAUACUCAUGGGUCGUGCUGUCACUCUGGAAGGAGCCGAUGAUGGUUUGCGUUACUUUUUCCGUCCCAAUUGGGAGGAGCUGAAAAAUGCCAAUGUCUGGAUAAAUGCCGCCUCACAAAAUUUCAAUUCAUUGGGCAUAACAUUUGGUUCGAUGAUUUCCUUUGCCAGCUAUAACAAAUACAAUAAUAAUAUUUUGCGGGAUACUGUGGCCGUGAGCGUGGUCAAUGUUUUGACAAGUUUAUUGGUCGGCGUCUUUGCCUUUGCCACAUUGGGUAAUCUGGCAUUGGAACAAAAUACCAAUGUGAAAGAUGUCAUUGGUGAUGGUCCUGGCUUGAUAUUUGUCGUAUAUCCGCAGGCAAUGGCCAAAAUGCCAUAUGCCCAACUGUGGGCCGUGAUGUUUUUCUUUAUGUUAUUGUGUUUGGGUUUGAAUUCGCAGUUUGCUAUUGUCGAAGUUGUUGUCACCUCAAUACAGGAUGGUUUCCCCAAUUGGAUUAAGAGACAUUUAGGUUAUCAUGAAAUUGUAGUUUUAAUUGUAUCGGUUAUAUCGUUUCUAUUUGGAUUGCCAAAUUUAAUACAGGGUGGUAUUUAUUUCUUCCAACUGAUGGAUCAUUAUGCUGCCUCUGUUACCAUUAUGUUCUUGGCGUUCUGUCAAAUGAUAGCAAUAGCCUGGUUUUAUGGUACCGGACGUCUAUCGAAAAAUAUCAAACAAAUGACUGGUAAGGCACCAUCACUAUAUUUAAAAUCAUGUUGGAUAUUAUGUGGACCUUGUUUGCUGUUUGCCAUUUGGAUAUUGAGUUUAAUCAACUACAAAGAACCUAGCUAUCACAAUGGACGUUACACUUAUCCCGAUUGGGCUUACGGUAUUGGUUGGAUGUUUGCAUCAUUUUCAUUGGUUUGUAUACCGGGUUAUGCGUUGCUUAAUUUGUAUAGGGCACCUGGUCGUGAUAUACAAGAGCGUUUACAAAAUGCUUUACGUCCCAACAUAUACGAGUGCCGAAUUUGUGGUGAACACCACUGUGAACAUGACUUCCCGGAACAAGAACAAUAUAUGUUGGCCCAAGAAUUGGCUGGUGUUUAUAAACCCACAGUUGUAGCACCCCAACAUGUAAAUGCUGCGGGACAAAAAUCUGGUUAUAAUCCAAUGCAUUUGCAUGUACAAAUGGAAAAGCCGCAAGACGCUGCACCAACACGAGAUGUUGUCCAAGAAAUGCCUACAACUUCAUCAACAAAUACCGAAGGUUUAAAAGAUGGCCAACAAAGAUGA